AUGGAGAUCUGGCAGAAAGGCUCCUUCCGCAGCGCCUCCUUCUUUAAGCGGCUGAGCCUGCGGCGGCCGCGGAGACUGCGGCGACAGGGCAGGGUGCUCAGCCAGGCCAGCACGGCUGGAGGGGACCACGAGGAGUACAGCAACCGGGAGGUCGUCCGGGAGCUGCGAGGGAGGCCAGAUGGCCGGCGCCUGCCACUGUGGGGGGAUGAGCAGCCCCGGGCCACCCUGCUGGCCCCGCCCAAACCCCCGCGCCUCUACCGAGAAAGCUCCAGCUGCCCCAACAUCCUGGAGUCCCCGUCCACCUACGCCGCAACCUACUCUGCCACCCUGCCCUCCGCGCUCUCCCUGGCGGACGCCCUCUACCAAUACUCUGACGAGGACCUUUUGGACACGCCCCCCUUCCAGAGGACACCUGCUCCGGACCUCAGUGAUCCCUUCUUCUCCUUCAAAGUUGACCUAGGGAUUUCACUUCUUGAGGAAGUUCUACAGAUGCUGAGGGAGCAAUUUCCCAGUGAGCCCAGCUUCUGA
Lipotes vexillifer (Yangtze River dolphin) is the source of this 528-nucleotide messenger RNA. It is a transcript of the gene CUNH15orf62, whose product is annotated as chromosome unknown C15orf62 homolog. Bases 1 to 528 code for a protein of 175 amino acids. Gene Ontology annotation, biological process: positive regulation of pseudopodium assembly; Rho protein signal transduction; regulation of cell shape. Gene Ontology annotation, cellular component: plasma membrane; cytoskeleton; cytoplasm. The record is from RefSeq and is a predicted model, not a curated record. Gene Ontology annotation, molecular function: small GTPase binding. NCBI's taxonomy places the organism in Eukaryota, Metazoa, Chordata, Mammalia, Artiodactyla, Lipotidae. The transcript has a single exon.